GUCAUAGACAAGACAUGUGGGCACAUGAUGGGCAGGGCCGAAUCAAGUGUGCUUUUUGGUUGGGGAUUAUACAGGAGGUAAGAUCAGAGCAUGACCUCUGGGUGCAUGGCAGCAAACAGGCAGGUAAUUGGAAUCCGAGAUGUCUCAAGAAGAAGAAGUUGUCGAGGAGAUGUUAUAUGGAUGUCAAAGUUGAGGUUGAAGUGGAAAAACCUGCACCUCAAGUAGAAGAACCUCCUACGGCAGAAGAGCCUGCAGAAGAAGAUGACUCCAAACCCAAACCAAAGGCAUUUGUUCCGGUUAUAGCUGUGCCGAAGAUACCCGAUGGGGACAAAGUCGACUUUGAUGACAUCCACAGGAAGCGUCAGGAGAAGGAUCUGACCGAGCUGACGUCUCUGAUCGAGGCCCACUUCAUUCAGAGGAAGAAGGACGAGGAGGAGCUCAUUGCUCUCGUUAACAGGAUCGAGAAGCGUCGCACUGAGAGGGCUGAACAGCAGAGGAUCCGUUCUGAGCAGGAGAAGGAGAGGCAGGCUCGUGUUGUUGAAGAAAAGGAGAGGAAGGAGCUGGAGGAGGCACGUAAGAAGCAGGAUGAUGAUGCCAAGAAGAAGAAGGCUCUGACAAACAUCACUCAGCAGUAUGGUGGUGUCCAACAGAGGCAAGAAGGAAAGAAGGGAGCCAAGAAGCAGACGGAGAGAGAGAAGAAAAAGAAGAUCCUGGCUGACAGAAGGAAGCCUCUCAACAUCGACCAUCUCACUGAGGACAAAGUGAAGGAGAAGUCCAAUGAGUUGUGGCAGUGGCUGAUGACGCUGGAGGCUGAGAAGUUUGACCUCACCGAGAAACUGAAGAGACAGAAAUAUGAGUGUGUUGAAGGGCCUAAAACCGAUCCUCGGACAUUGCAGCAGGAACAAAGCUGGGCGACUACAACGCAGAAGACCAAUCAGCUCCUGGCUUGCAUUCAGAACCAGGAAAGUGCCAAAGGAAGAGGCAAGGCCAAGGGCAGGGUGAGAUAAAUGUAAACAUCAGCAAGAGUUCUCCUAGGAAGCAUCUGAAAAUGAGCAGCAGUAUUUACUUCCGUGACAUUGUGUGCUUAAACAAUAAUAAAA
Perca fluviatilis (European perch) is the source of this 1100-nucleotide messenger RNA. It is a transcript of the gene tnnt2e, whose product is annotated as troponin T2e, cardiac. The record is from RefSeq and is a predicted model, not a curated record. NCBI's taxonomy places the organism in Eukaryota, Metazoa, Chordata, Actinopteri, Perciformes, Percidae. Gene Ontology annotation, cellular component: troponin complex. The transcript has 16 exons. The coding region runs from base 15 to 1007 and encodes 330 amino acids. Gene Ontology annotation, molecular function: troponin I binding; troponin C binding; tropomyosin binding. Gene Ontology annotation, biological process: sarcomere organization; cardiac muscle contraction; regulation of muscle contraction.